UCUUUAAUUCAAUUCUUGACCACUUUUGAUUCAGAAACAUCAAUCUAGUACAUGUUCUUCUGUUCAUGCAUUCAUCUCUAAUCAUGAAUUUCCAUCUAAUCAUUACCAACAAACAAAAACCAAUCUCAUUACUACUAAUAAUUCAACUCAUUCACUCAUUCUCAACCCUCACAAAUUCUCAAUCCACACUUUGUAGAACUUCUUGUGGCACCAUUCCAAUCCAAUAUCCUUUUUCCAUUGAUGAUGGUUGUGGAAGUCCAUAUUACAGAUACAUUCUUUCUUGUUCAGAUUCACAAAAGCUUGAACUAAGAACACCUUCUGGUAGAUACCCUAUUCAUAAUGUUAGCUAUUCUGAUCCACACAUUGUAGUAACUGAUCCAUUCAUGUGGAACUGUGAAGAUGGUGAAAAUUAUAGACCAACAAGACCAUUUAGUUUAGACACAAGCACACGUUUUAAGCUUUCACCUCAAAAUCAGUAUCUUUUUUUCAAUUGUAGUGAAGAAAAUGUUAUUGUUAAACCAAAGCCUAUGUUUUGUCAACAAUUUCCUGAACACUGUGAUUCAUCUUGUGACAGUGCUAGUUACCUUUGUAGACAUUUGCCGGUGUGUUCUUUUGCUAUGAGUGGUAGUUCUUGUUGUUCUUAUGUUCCAAAAGCUAUUGAAUCUUUGAGGUUGAUGCUUAUGUAUUGUAGUAGUUAUGCUAGUGUUUAUUGGAGAAAUGUUGGUGCUCCUCAACCUUAUGAUCAAGUUCCUGAAUAUGGGAUUAGAGUUGAUUUUGAUAUUCCGGUGACGACGCGGUGUCUUCGAUGUCAGGAUCAAUCUAAAAGUGGUGGUGGAACUUGUGGAUUUGAUACACAGACUCAGAAUUUCAUGUGUUUAUGUAAGGAAGGAAAUUUCACUACUCAUUGUAAUGAUUAUGAUAAUGCAAGGCACAAUAGGAAUGUUCAUGUAAUUGCAGGGACAGUUACUGGUAUUUCAGCUUUUGGAGCACUUGGAAUUGGAGGUGGUAUUUGGUACUUAAAGAAAGUGAGAGCUAAAGCACCAGUAACAUGUGGAGUUCAAACCAAUGAAAACAGGCUUUUCUAAAGCCAAAACCAACCACAUACAUACAUACAUACAUUUUCCUUUUGUUACUUUUUUUCUUAGGCCCCUUCAACUUGCUUCACAAUUAUUCUGUUAAUUUCUUGUUGGCAUCUUUAUGUUUGCUUGUAAGUUUAUUGAAAGUAAAACACUCUUUUGCAGUGCAUUAUCUUAAAAUAAUAAUUAACCUGCAUAAUGUUACAAACUAUAUAUAUAUGAGAGAGUUGAUUCAAUGCCACAUGACUCACUUGGU
Molecule: messenger RNA, 1332 nt
Organism: Trifolium pratense (red clover)
Lineage: Eukaryota; Viridiplantae; Streptophyta; Magnoliopsida; Fabales; Fabaceae
Product: wall-associated receptor kinase 2-like
Exons: 3
Coding region: 66-1085 (339 amino acids)
Molecular function (GO): polysaccharide binding
Source: RefSeq, a predicted model, not a curated record